Mizuhopecten yessoensis (Yesso scallop) is the source of this 1903-nucleotide messenger RNA. RefSeq lists its product as uncharacterized. Lineage: Eukaryota; Metazoa; Mollusca; Bivalvia; Pectinida; Pectinidae. The record is from RefSeq and is a predicted model, not a curated record. The transcript is spliced from 4 exons. Bases 98 to 1903 code for a protein of 601 amino acids.
GCGGUCUAGUGCUAGCACGGAAGGCAUAGAUUCAUGAACCAAAUGAGUUGUACUUGAAACCAAGGAAAUUAUAUAUAUACAUAUAAACUUUUACAAAAUGGAUCGGAAAUCUUACAUUAACAUGGACUUUAUUUUUUGCAUACUUUUUGGAUUAUUAAUAAAUUACGCCACAGCUCAAAGAAUUGCUUCAAAUACAGGUAUGUUUCAACAUUUAUUGGCGGCGAACAAACAAAAGUCAAUCCCACAGAUGCCAGCCAAUUCAGUUCUAUUAAAAAAUUCACUUUCCAAUGCUGGGACAGCAAUUUUGGCAGCCGCUCCUCCUGCGCCUAAAAAACAGGCAAUAUCGUUAAGUGAUGCAUUAGCAGCUAUACAGAUGCGUCUUGGACCAUCUCAAAGACUAGCCGAGUUAUCCCGUAUGCUUACCGGAGAUAAAUCUGCAAAGACGGAAGUUCAACGACAACCUCUGCCAAAGAAAAUAACAAUUACACGGCCGGCUUGGCAACCUGCGCCGGUGAUUAAAGUUGCGAAACCAAGCACGCCUCCACCACAGAAAAGCGAAAAAAAUAACGUUAAAACUAUAAAAAUCAGCAUAAAAAGAACAACAAAGACUACUGAGACAGGCCAAUCAUCAACAAAGGUUGCAAAACCGUCAGUUACAGUGACAGAAACGAAACAACCAUCUCCCGUUAGUAAGGCAGCAAGUCCUCAAAUGUCUCCAGAUUUAAUGAGAUUAAUAGAGAGACUGCGAUCUGGACAAAAGCCCGCUGUUUCUGCUCCAGGGGCGCCACCGGCUUCCCCUGCAGUCAGUCAAGCGUCGUUGGCGGCACUGCUACAACAGUCGCACGCUCAAUCUAUAUUGCAAUCCCAGCAAGUUCAAGCUCAAGCACAGGCACAAGCACAGGCACAAGCACAAGCACAAGCACAGGCACAGGCACAGGCACAGGCACAGGCACAAGUUCAGGCUCAAGCUCUUGCUCAAGCUCAAGCUCUUGCACAGGCACAAACCCUUGCACAGGCACAAGCCCUUGCACAGGCGCAGACUGCAGCGACAGCAGCAGCAGCCGCCGCAAAAGCGGCAGUACCAGCAAACCCCGUCAAAAGUAACUUGCCUCCAGAACUAGCAGCGCUAUUUGCAAAUUUUCGACCGCAAUUUAAACUCCCUGCUCCAACUCCUGCUCCAAAAGCUCCUGCACAACCGUCAGCUGCAAAGAUUGCUGCCAUUUUAGCAGCGAAUGGAGUCACGUCGGCACAAUUAGCAGCAUUGACAGGUGGAAAUGUUCCUUCAUUGCCGCCGACCCCUAAUCCCACCGCAAACACCAUCUUCCCAGGACUCAGUGGAGGAAAUUCUGGAACUCAAAUCAGUGGAGGAAAUUCCGCGGCACCAAGUGGCGGUAAUGCUGGAAUGAAUAUGGCAAAUAUGGCAAGUUUUGCCGCACUUCUUAGUGCGGCAUCUCCUCGUGCAAAACCGAGCGCUAUUGAUGUAGCAGCCACUGCAGGUUUAGCAGCAAGCUCAGCGGGAGCAGUGAGCAAUAGUAUCUCGGACAUGAUUGAUACGCAAUUGGACGUUAUGUCUGACGUUGCUGAGGCUAAUAUGGGAUUUGGUUUAAUGGGACGGAUGGGUAUGAUGGGUGGGAUGGGAGGAAUGGGUGGAAUGAUGGGAGGGAUGAUGGGAGGAAUGGGAGGAAUGGGAGGAAUAGGAGGAAUGGGAGGAGGAAUUGGAGGAAUGGGAGGAGGAAUGGGAGGAAUGGGAGGAGGAAUGGGAGGAAUGGGAGGUCUAAGUCCAAUGGGUGGUCUCGGUUCUAUGGGUGGUCUCGGUUCUAUGGGUGGUCUAGGUUCUAUGGGUGGUCUAGGCUCUAUGGGCGGCGGAAUGUUUGGAGGGAUGGGUUCGUUAGGGUUCGGUUAA